This is a messenger RNA of Mesorhabditis spiculigera, 1785 nucleotides long. NCBI's taxonomy places the organism in Eukaryota, Metazoa, Nematoda, Chromadorea, Rhabditida, Rhabditidae. The record is from the annotation of a GenBank genome assembly.
AUGAAUCUGGACGAUAGAUCGGCUGGCCAUCUACUCAGCACAAUCCCUGAAGUUUCUGAGGGGACCACGGCGAACACGCCCGAGUUCUCGUUGACACCUCAUCUACCGAGGGCCGCGCUCGGGAAGCUGUUGAGGAGGGCUAAUCCGGGGCAGCAUGAGAUACACGCCGAACGCCUGAACCUCUACCUCGACCGGAAUGAGGGCGACUUGGAGAAUAUGGAGGAGGACCAGGCCGAGGCCAAAAAGAGCCCCAAGGAGCGAUGGAAGAAGCGCCUCCGAAUAGUGCUCCCCCACGUGGGACUCGUGCUCCUCUCCGCUCUCUAUACGUUAUUGGGAGCCGCGAUUUUUCAUAAUGUAGAAAUGCCUUACGAGAUGCAAUUGCGCAACGAGUCAUGCACACGGGUAACGGCCUACAAAAAGGAGACGAUAGAAAAACUUUGGAAUUUGCGGUUAAACGGCUUUGCAGAGUUCGAGAGGACGGCCGACGAUGCGAUGGACCACAUCAUUCGGGACGUGUUUCACGAUUAUACGAAGAACUAUAUGAUCCCUGAUGAUAUUAUACACGGGGAUGGGCCUGUCAAAUGGUCUUUUGGGGCUUCGAUAUUCUUCUCGUGGACGGCGAUAACGACUAUAGGCUACGGUCAUAUCGUCCCCCGAACGUGGACAGGCCGAUGCAUCAUCGUCUUCUACGCCCUCAUCGGAAUACCGUUGAUCCUCGUCACCAUCGCCGAUAUGGGCCGCUUCCUUUCUGGCGGCAUCAUCUGGGUCCACAACACGUCUCGCAAAGCCCUAGGCCAAUGCUGGAGGCGAUGCUGGCGGUACCUGAAGUGUUGCUGCUGCUACGUGCAGACAAGACGGAAACGGGCACUGCUUGAUCAUCUACAUAAUCAGCAUCAUCUCGCCACUGUUGACCUCGACAAGCGGAAGCUCCGAAAGCGGAAUGGUCUUGAUAAUGUGUCCGAUGCGGGCACUUUUGAAGACAUCAGCGACAUUCACAAUGCGGACAGCGAGGGCAAAUCCGAGUCGGGCGAGACGAAUGCCCGGGCUGAUGAGGUGGAAUUUGAGGCGCCGCAUGAGAGACGCGUCUCCGUCAUAUUUGUCCUCUUCAUUAUGAUUGGCUACGUCGCCGGCGGCGCGUGGCUGAUCCGAUUCUGGGAGAACUGGGAUUUCUUCGACGCGUUCUACUUCUGCUUUGUGACCGUGACGACGAUCGGCUUCGGCGACAUCGUGCCACUAAAUGCCGACUUUUUCCCGCUGACCCUGGCAUAUAUCGUGCUUGGGCUGAUCAUCACAACAAUGUGCAUCGAUCUGGUGGGCAGUGAAUACAUUCGGGACAUACACUUCUAUGGACGAUCGCUGGGUCGAUCUUUUAUGACGAUUGGUGGAAAGGUUGUCCAUCUUGGCGAAGUGUUUGGAUACGUCGCUUUCCUGCAGAAGAAUUAUGGCUUGACGCCGGAGCAGCUUAAUAAGCUUGCUCAACUGCCGGAGGAAUAUCUUCUCGACUGCCUUAUAAAUGGGCGGCAACCCGACUUGAAUUGGAUCGGUGGACGCCCCUACGUGCCGCCAGAUAUUUAUUAUUUCAAGUGGAUCGAACAUCCGCGGACUCUUUCCUUCGCCUCAGAACGCGUGUUGGCCAGCAUGGAAAGCCUUGAUCUCAACACAAGCAGGUGUUCAACGGCACGCACACUGACGCCGAGGGAAUACUAUCAACGCAUCCUCUUCCAAUAUUGCAAACAAAUGCAACCAGAAGAUGCGCCCGCCGAUGCGGCCAACGAAGACCGUAAA